This is a messenger RNA of Anguilla anguilla (European eel), 5680 nucleotides long. RefSeq names its product basement membrane-specific heparan sulfate proteoglycan core protein-like. NCBI's taxonomy places the organism in Eukaryota, Metazoa, Chordata, Actinopteri, Anguilliformes, Anguillidae. The coding region runs from base 3 to 5201 and encodes 1732 amino acids. The transcript has 23 exons. The record is from RefSeq and is a predicted model, not a curated record.
CCAUGCUCUUCAAUACCUUGUUGGUAAUCGUCCUCUCCGUGUCAGGUGUGCUGAGCCAGAGGGAAUGGAGCGUGACUUACACCCCUGAGAGAAUCUGUGCCUUAAAGGGGUCUUCAGUAGACUUGCGCUGCACUUACUCAUAUCCCCCGAAUUACACAGUGCAGAAAACAUUCUGGUUUAUUAUUGACUGGAACAAGCAGCAGGACGGUGAAGACCUGUCCCAGGACCCAGAGUACUCUCGCCGUGUGGAGUACCUGGGGGAUAAGUACAGUGACUGCACUUUCAGAAUAAACCAGCUGAGAGAAUCUGAUUCAGAAACAUACCUAUUCACGGUCCUGACUGACCUUGAUGGUGGACUUUCUAAUGGAGAACCUGGGGUCACAUUGGCAGUUACUGAUCUACAGGUGAUGGUGAAUCCUGGCACAGUCACAGAGGGACAGAGUGUGAGACUGACCUGUAGCACCACCUGCACUCUGACUGGCAGCCCAGCCUUCAUCUGGUACAGGGGUGGAUCUCCUCUGUCCUUCACUGAUCAGAGUCACCAGUUCACAGCCAGCAGUGAAGACCGAGGCCGCUACACCUGUGCUGUGAAAGGCUAUGAGCUUCGGUCCCCUGCAGUGGCUCUUAAUGUGAGAUGUCUUCAGGUGAAAGUGACAGAGAAUGAGGCACAGAGUGUAACACUGACCUGUAGCAGCACCUGCACUUUGAGUGGCAGCCCAACCUUUACCUGGAACAAGAAUGGAAUAGCUGUGUCCCAUGAGUAUAAAUACUCCCUCAAUUUAGCCAGCACUGAUGAUACAGAUCUCUACUCCUGUGCUACAGGAGGAGACACUUCCCCUGCAGUCAAUGUGAAAUGUGUGAAGGUGGAAAUCAUUUCAGACACAGUGUCAGGGGGAGAGACAGUGGAACUGACCUGUAGAGCAACCUGCACUGGGCUGGGCAACAGCUUCAUUUGGUACAAGAAUGAGCAGCUUCUGACUGGCGACUACAGGUUCUCCCAGUCCUAUGGAAACCUUAAAUUCACAGCCAGAAGUGAAGAUACGGGCAAAUACUACUGUGCUGUAAGAGGCAAUCAGCAUCUUGUUUCCCCCGCCGUGACUCUCAGUGUGAGAUGUGUAAAGGUUGAAAUUAAAUCUAGCACAGUGAGUGAGGGAGUAAGUGUGACACUAACCUGUAAAAUCACCUGCACUGACCUGACUGGCAGCCAAACAUUCAUCUGGUACAAGAAUGGACAAUAUCGGUCUCACACCACCCAGAAUUAUCAAAAUCAUGACCUUCACUUCAAAGCCAGCAGUGGACAUGCAGGCAGCUACUCCUGUGCAGUGACAGGUCAUGAGAAUCUCCCAUCCCCAGCAGUGACUCUCAGUGUGAGAUGCUUGAAGGUGGAUAUAAAUUCUGACACAGUGUCAGGGGGAGAGACAGUGGAACUGACCUGUACAGCAACCUGCACUCACCUGACUGGGAGCAACAGCUUCAUCUGGUACAAGAAUGAGCAGCUUCUGACUGGUGGCAACAGGUUCUCCCAGUCCCAUAGAAUCCUUAAAUUCACUGCCAGAAGUGGAGAUACGGGCAGAUACUCCUGUGCUGUAAGAGGCAAUCAGCAUCUUGUUUCCCCCGCCGUGACUCUCAGUGUGAGAUGUGUAAAGGUUGAAAUUACAUCUAGCACAGUGAGUGAGGGAGAGUGUGUGACACUAACCUGUAAAAUCACCUGCACUGACUUGACUGGCAGCCAAACAUUCAUCUGGUACAAGAAUGGACAAUAUCGGUCUCACACCACCCAGAAUUAUCAAAAUCAUGACCUUCAGUUCAAAGCCAGCAGUGGAGAUGCAGGCAGCUACUCCUGUGCAGUGACAGGUCAUGAGAAUCUCCUGUCCCCAGCAGUGACUCUCAGUGUGAGAUGUUUGAAGGUGGAUAUACAUUCUGACACAGUGUCAGGGGGAGAGACAGUGGAACUGACCUGUACAGCAACCUGCACUGGGCUGGGCAACAGCUUCAUUUGGUACAAGAAUGAGCAGCUUCUGCCUGACGACUACAGGUUCUCCCAGUCCCAUAGAAUCCUUACAUUCACAGCCAGAAGUGGAGAUACGGGCAGAUACUCCUGUGCUGUAAGAGGCAAUCAGCAUCUUGUUUCCCCUGCCGUGACUCUCAGUGUGAGAUGUGUAAAGGUUGAAAUUAAACCUAGCACAGUGAAUGAGGGUGUAAGUGUGACACUAACCUGUAAAAUCACCUGCACUGACCUGACUGGCAGCCAAACAUUCAUCUGGAACAAGAAUGGACAAUAUCUAUCUCACACCACCCAGACAUAUCAAAAUCAUGACCUUCAGUUCAAAGCCAGCAGUGGAGAUGCAGGCAGCUACUCCUGUGCAGUGACAGGUCAUGAGAAUCUCCCAUCCCCAGCAGUGACUCUCAGUGUGAGAUGUUUGAAGGUGGAUAUACAUUCUGACACAGUGUCAGGGGGAGAGACAGUGGAACUGACCUGUACAGCAACCUGCACUGGGCUGGGCAACAGCUUCAUUUGGUACAAGAAUGAGCAGCUUCUGCCUGACGACUACAGGUUCUCCCAGUCCCAUAGAAUCCAUACAUUCACAGCCAGAAGUGGAGAUACGGGCAGAUACUCCUGUGCUGUAAGAGGCAAUCAGCAUCUUGAUUCCCCUGCCGUGACUCUCAGUGUGAGAUGUGUAAAGGUUGAAAUUAAACCUAGCACAGUGAAUGAGGGUGUAAGUGUGACACUAACCUGUAAAAUCACCUGCACUGACCGGACUGGCAGCCAAACAUUCAUCUGGAACAAGAAUGGACAAUAUCUGUCUCACACCACCCAGACAUAUCAAAAUCAUGACCUUCAGUUCAAAGCCAGCAGUGGAGAUGCAGGCAGCUACUCCUGUGCAGUAAGAGGUCAUGAGAAUCUCCCAUCCCCAGCAGUGACUCUCAGUGUGAGAUGCUUGAAGGUGGAUAUAAAUUAUGACACAGUGUCAGGGGGAGAGACAGUGGAACUGACCUGUACAGCAACCUGCACUCACCUGACUGAGAGCAACAGCUUCAUCUGGUACAAGAAUGAGCAGCUUCUGACUGACGACAACAGGAUCUACCAGCCCUAUAGAAUCCUUACAUUCACUGCCAGAAGUGGAGAUACGGGCAGAUAUUCCUGUGCUGUAAGAGGCAAUCAGCAUCUUGUUUCCCCUGCCGUGACUCUCAGUGUGAGAUGUGUAAAGGUUGAAAUUACAUCUAGCACAGUGAGUGAGGGAGUAAGUGUGACACUAACCUGUAAAAUCACCUGCACUGACCUGACUGGCAGCCAAACAUUCAUCUGGUACAAGAAUGGACAAUCUCUGUCUUACACCACCCAGAAUUAUCAAAAUCAUGACCUUCAGUUCAAUGCCAGCAGUGGAGAUGCAGGCAGCUACUCCUGUGCAGUGACAGGUCAUGAGAAUCUCCCAUCCCCAGCAGUGACUCUCAGUGUGAGAUGUUUGAAGGUGGAUAAAAAUUCUGACACAGUGUCAGGGGGAGAGACAGUGGAACUGACCUGUAGAGCAACCUGCACUCACUUGACUGAGAGCAACAGCUUAAUUUGGUACAAGAAUGAGCAGCUUCUGACUGACUACUACAGGUUCUACCAGUCCUAUAUAAAGUUCACUGCCAGAAGUGAAGAUACGGGCAGAUUCUCCUGUGCUGUAAGAGGCAAUCAGCAUCUUGUUUCCCCCACCGUGACUCUCAGUGUGAGAUGUGUAAAGGUUGAAAUUAAAUCUAGCACAGUGAGUGAGGGAGUGAGGGUGACACUAACCUGUAAAAUCACCUGCACUGACCUGACUGGCAGCCAAACAUUCAUCUGGUACAAGAAUGGACAAUAUCUGUCUCACACCACCCAGAAAUAUCAAAAUCAUGACCUUCAGUUCACAGCCAGCAGUGGAGAUGCAGGCAGCUACUCCUGUGCAGUGACAGGUCAUGAGAAUCUCCCAUCCCCAGCAGUGACUCUUAGUGUGAGAUGUUUGAAGGUGGAUAUAAAUUCUGACACAGUGUCAGGGGGAGAGACAGUGGAACUGACCUGUACAGCAACCUGCACUUACCCGACUGGGAGCAACAGCUUCAUCUGGUACAAGAAUGAGCAGCUUCUGACUGGUGGCAACAGGAUCUACCAGCCCUAUAGAAUCCUUAAAUUCACAGCCAGAAGUGGAGAUACGGGCAGAUACUCCUGUGCUGUAAACGGCAAUCAGCAUCUUGUUUCCCCCGCCGUGACUCUCAGUGUGAGAUGUGUAAAGGUUGAAAUUAAACCUAGCACAGUGAGUGAGGGAGUAAGUGUGACACUAACCUGUAAAAUCACCUGCACUGACCUGACUGGCAGCCAAACAUUCAUCUGGUACAAGAAUGGACAAUUUCUACAAAACACCACCCAGAAAUAUGAAAAUCAUAACUACCUUCAGUUCAAAGCCAGCAGUGGAGAUACAGGCAGCUACUCCUGUGCAGUAAGAGGCCAUGAGAAUCUCCCGUCCCCAGCAGUGACUCUCAGUGUGAGAUAUCCUCCCAAGAACACCUCAGUAGCAGUGAGCCCCUCUGGUGAAAUAGUGGAGGGCAGUUCAGUGACUCUGACCUGCAGCAGUGAUGCCAACCCACCAGUGCAGAACUACACCUGGUUUAAGAAGAAUGACACUGGAGUCUGGCUGGCAGGAUCUGGACAGAGUUUGAACUUUUCUAACUUUAGAUCCUGGAACAGAGGACGGUACUACUGUGAGGCACAGAACAGACUUGGAGCUCAGAAUGCUUCUGCUAUACUGGUCACAGUGCAAGGAGGUCAGUCAGUGAUCGCGGGUGCAGCUGUGGGAGUGGCUGCCAUUUUGGCUCUUGUGUUUCUGGGUGUUGUGUGCCUGAGGAGGAGAAAAUCAACAAAUGAGACAGAAGGGGGCAGGCAGGGGAAUAAAAGCCCCAUUUUUGGCAACGUCUCAGGGAUGGCAAUGAGUCACACUGGAACACAGGGUACGGACAGAGACGACAGUGAAGUUCCCCUCUACGCCUCUGUUCAGCCCGCUAACACCCGCAACCAGGAAGAGCUUCUACCCUCCACUGUUCAAAAGCCACUCCCCCAGUGUGAGGAGGGCGUUCAGUACGCCAGCAUCCAGUUCCGCCCCUCCAGUGCUGCCCCCAGAUCAAAAGUGCAAGGAGCAGAGGAUUCAUGCGUUAUAUACAGCACAGUUUCCAAUUGUAAUACCUGAACAAAAUUGUCCUCUUUGCUGUCUUGCUGUGGUCUGCUGUGCCGCAGCUGAAGUUCCUGCUGUAAAAAUCUACCUACCAAGGAUAAGACAAGAGGCUUAACUCACGCAUUUAUUUUUUUAAUAAACUAUAACAAACUAAGUAGUGUUACAUAUUCUCCGCAGUCAUGCAUUUUAAAGGUGGUUACCUUGCUACUGUAUAUGCCCGACUCUUCAGUUCCAGCUCUCACCUGAUGUUUUCAAACCUCUUUUGGUCUCUUUGUACUGUUGCUUAGGACUGCACUGGAUACUUGAUUGUGUGCACAGGACAGUUGAUUUCUGGUUGCACUGGUAUUGGUUCUGGGAGUUUUCAACAUGAUCUGAAGCUGUCCUUGAUACCGUAACAUGCACAGUAAAAAAUAUUUUCAUGGAAAUUUACAGUAGAAUUGAGUGAAUGUGGAGUGCAUAUUUAUAUUAUAUAGUAAUUAAAUAUAUUUUUUGUA